AACCUUCCAACAACAACAACCGCCUCUGUCAACCUGAAUCACCCUGCCUUCUGCUUUGGGAAAAUGACCCAGCUCAUGACUUCAUGUUAGAUGCUCUAUAUAAGUCGAGGAAAAAAACGGGCGUUCGCAGCCGGGCUGGAUUGAAUCACAGCUGGGAAAGCAGCGCGGGAGGGAUUAGGGUCGAGCGAGCUCCGCAGUUAUGUCACAGCCAGCCCCUGUGAAAAAGAAGCGUCCUCCAGUAAAGGAAGAAGACCUUAAAGGAGCCAGAGGAAACCUUGCCAAAAACCAGGAAAUUAAAUCGAAAACCUACCAAGUCAUGAAGCAGUGUGAACAAAUGGGCUCUGCAGCACCUUCCAUAUUCAGCCGGAAUCGGACAGGGGAUGAAACAGUUUUUGAUAAACCAAAAGAAGAGCCAGCCAAGAGCGUCUUUGGCUGAUGGUGGAGAUGUCUCACCCACGUUUGUUGUAAUGUUUUCCCAAAUUUCUGCCCCUUACACAAAAGUCACUGUAGGUCUUAGUAACUAAUUUCUACUGUAAGUCAUUAAGUAGGGAAUAGAGUUAUGUCAAAGGGUACAACUUCCAUGUUAAAUUUUAUUAUGUUCUUUCUAUGUAUUGAACCGUGUUUGCUAUAAUGGUUUAAUAAAAAAAAAAAGGUUGUUGGACACA
Apus apus (common swift) is the source of this 665-nucleotide messenger RNA. RefSeq names its product musculoskeletal, embryonic nuclear protein 1 (gene MUSTN1). The transcript has 3 exons. Gene Ontology annotation, biological process: tissue regeneration; chondrocyte proliferation; chondrocyte differentiation. Gene Ontology annotation, cellular component: nucleus. The coding region runs from base 200 to 436 and encodes 78 amino acids. The record is from RefSeq and is a predicted model, not a curated record. NCBI's taxonomy places the organism in Eukaryota, Metazoa, Chordata, Aves, Apodiformes, Apodidae.